Messenger RNA from Drosophila novamexicana, 1294 nucleotides. Its product is annotated as ras-related and estrogen-regulated growth inhibitor. Gene Ontology annotation, molecular function: GTP binding; GTPase activity. The transcript has 4 exons. Bases 123 to 1178 code for a protein of 351 amino acids. Lineage: Eukaryota; Metazoa; Arthropoda; Insecta; Diptera; Drosophilidae. The record is from RefSeq and is a predicted model, not a curated record.
AAAAGGUUCUUCCAGUCAUUUAGAGCAGACGGCAUUGUCACAGCUUAGGCCCAAGGCGCUCAAAGCUGAUUCCCGGACGUCUUUGUGCUGACGUACUGUGUGUGCUUUUUCCUGGCCCAGCCAUGAAUGCCACCUCGCCCAAGUCCUCGCUGGUCAAACUGGGCCUGCAUACCAACAAACAAAAGACGCUAAAGGUCAUGGUGCUCGGCCAGAGCGGCGUUGGUAAAACGGCUAUGGUUGUGCGUUUUAUUACACGCCGUUUUAUUGGCGAAUAUGAUCCGAAUUUGGAGAAAAUCUAUACCUGCCAAACAACACUGGACAAAGAGUCGGUUCAAUUUGACAUACUGGAUGCCACCGGGCAGCUGCACGAACUAGAUGGCGUUACACUGGAGUCCAACAUACGCUGGGCCGACGCAUUUAUACUCGUUUACUCCAUUACAGAUAAGUGCUCCUUCGACGAGUGCAGCCGGCUGAAGUUUCUCAUCAACUACAACAAGCGCAGACGCAAACUGGGCUCCGCCAGCAAGGUGAGCAGAUGGCUGGAAGAGAUCACGUUGAGAGACGUUGCAUUCCAGCUAUAUUUUUUGCAGGAUUACGCACUGGACAUACCCGUCAUACUGGUGGGCAAUAAGACAGAUCAGACUGGCGAUCGCAUGGUCAGCUUGGAGGAGGGACAACGUCGCUUUCGUGAGCUCUCUUGCGCCUGUUUCCAUGAGAUUUCUGUCAGAGAAAACGUCGACCAGGUACAAAACGUAUUCCGCGAUGUGUUCCGCUUCUGGCGCGUGUUUAGCAAAUUUCCAAAGCUCAAACGUUCCACCAGCGACGUGGCGCAUGCCGCCGAUGGCAUCUUGACGCCCGACUCUGGCUCCUGUUCCUUUUACGAUGCGCUGCCGUUGGGCGUGGCGCGACGCUCGUUCCUGGUGAUCGGCAGCGCCUGCCAAGAGGAGAGCGGCAGCGGCGAUCACACCGAGUCCACGGAUGACAUAGCCAGCAGCAGUUUGGGCAGCUCACGCAGCGAUAUCGAAGCACCCUUCCGGAAUCGCGCCUCCACCGAUGGCACACUGCUGUCCAGACCCAGACGUUGGCGCUAUCCGCCUCCAGGUUGUCUAAUACCGCACACGAAUCGCGUCGAGCGUCGCAUGAGCAUCUCGACGAGGGGCAGCAAUGCCAGCUACUGAACUGGUGUCCAUUUAGUUAGUCCAAAUGUUGCGCCAAAUAUACGUAUAGCUAAAUGUUCAAAUACUUAAAGCGAAAGCAUUUAUUUCAAUUUUACGAUUAUCUGUAAUGAGAUUUA